Messenger RNA from Ornithodoros turicata, 6673 nucleotides. RefSeq names its product centrosomal protein of 290 kDa-like. The record is from RefSeq and is a predicted model, not a curated record. Gene Ontology annotation, cellular component: centriolar satellite; ciliary transition zone. The transcript has 44 exons. Gene Ontology annotation, biological process: ciliary transition zone assembly; non-motile cilium assembly. Lineage: Eukaryota; Metazoa; Arthropoda; Arachnida; Ixodida; Argasidae. Bases 144 to 5831 code for a protein of 1895 amino acids.
UUCAAACAGCGUCGCGCUGUAUAUACUGGCGUACAUCUGUCCGAGUGCAUUUACAUUGUGUUGAUCGUGAUUCACAAAAAGAAAGUACGAAGCGCAUUGCACCACGGGACUUUUAAGAAGGACGUGUCCGCGUUGAAGAACAAAUGCGGCCGCUGGACUGGAGACUGCUGCUAGAAGUCCCGCUUGAAGACGACGACGACGACACGGUUUAUGAAGAUCUGUACGAGCAGCUCGCAGAGUUUGACCCGAAGGAUGUCGAGGACAGUUCUAAGCUUCAAAGACUUUUUGAAGUGACCAAACAUAUUAUGAAGUUAAAAGCCAUUCAAGCGGAAGUUGCAAUCGAAGAGUUGGAGAAAGCUGAGAUGACCGGACAGGACACGACAGGUCUGUUAAAAGAGAUAGCCGAACUUCGAGAGCAAAUACGGAAAGCGGAUAGGCAAAUGGGCAGCGGUAAUGAAGUUGGUCAGCUCGAAGCCCAGCUAAAAGUGCUCCGCUCACAGUUGCAGCAGAAAGAACUGGAGUUGGAGCAAGAGAAACAAAGUUUAGAAAAGUAUGUGUCGUUGCUUAGCGAAACUGAGAAGGAAAGGAAAGCACUCAAGGUCGAGGUCUCUGCGCUCCAAGUGGAACUAGAGGAAAAAUUCAACCAGCUUGAGCGAGUCGAGUCGGCAAUUGAAGCAUCGCAACUGGAGUCCGAUUCCAAGCUAAAUGCCAAACUGAAGGAAAAGAACAAGCAAAUAUCGCAGCUACUGAGCGACAUUCAGGAUUACGAACAGAAAAUACGGAGACAGGAAGAAAGGAUUGAAGAUAUGAAAUCGAGCCUCAUCGAAGCUACUGAGCAGAUGGAUGUGGCUGCGGAGGAAUUGAGUCGGAUAAAGGAAAAGCUUAACGAAGUAAAGAAGGCUAAUGAAGAUCUCGUGGAAGAAAACCGUCGCCUAACGCAGGAGAGGGAUGAUAUUGAAGCGGAGCUGAAGCUGAAAAUCGCAGAAAUGGAAGAGCUGACAUUGAUGUACAGCAAGGAGUGCACAUCUAUGAAUGAUAUGAUUUCUAGACAAAAUGAAGAAAUUGCGAGGUACAGAGAAGAUAUCCACGUUCAAAAGGCAACCAUCGAAGAGUUGCAACUGAGCAACGAACAGUCGACUGUCAACAUUCUACGGAGGGCCUUGGAAGACAGAAACAUGCAAGUGCAACAGUUAAAGGAGCACUUGGAACAGGCCACGAAAGAUAUCGAAGAUAACACGCUCAUCACAGAGAGCCUUCGACAGCAACUGGAGCAGCUCCGAGGAGACGGAACAAGAUCGGGGUUUAAGAAGCCAAACCGCUGGUUGGAACUGCACCAAAAACUCAAGGAGAAUAACCUGCUGCUCAAGAGCACGCAGGAAAUGCUGAACAAAGCUGAAGAAGAAGGAAGGGAGAAAGACAAGCAACUGACCGAAGUACUGGUCGGUAUGAAGAAAUACGAAAUGGGAGAAUAUGGUUUGGCAGACGCCGUUGCUGAAAUUAAACAACUCAAGAAACGGGUGCUUCUUAGAGACAGAGAGAUCGAAAACAUCACGCAACAACUCAAUCAGCUUCAAAACGAAGUCGAGGAUGUCUCGGAGGAGAAUUCCGCUCUACGAGAAAAACUACACAUAGACCCGGAUACGCAGUUUUCGCCUCACCUGAGGAAAGGCGCCCAGUGGACGAAAAAUCUUCAAAACGAGAUCGCGAGACUAGAAGAUGAAAAUGUGGACUUGAAGCAUAGGCUACAUCAAGCAAUGAAGACGAAAGCAGCUAGGAGCCCUACUGGAAGUGCGAAGAGACGGCGCAGGGAGAGAGCUACGCAAGUCUCACCUCACAAGGAGAAUCAGGUGCUUGAAGAGGAACAGCGGGUACCGCCACCUGAAUCAAACAAGCUACAGCAUUAUGUAUCUGAACUGGAAGACGAAAAUAGAGAUUUAAGACUAGGAAUGGAAGAGAUUCUACGUUCCAUCCGGGAACAAGAUGAAAGGAGUGAUAUACUUAUCGAAUGUCCAGUGUUAGAGCGUCUUGUAGAGGCAUUGAUGUCGAGGAAUGGUGAGCAGGGUUACAGAUAUGAUAUCGACGCUCGAUUGCAAGACGAAAAUAGGAAGCUCAAAGCGGAGAUCAAAGCCCUGAAACUUCAUUACCAAUCGAGGAUUGAAGACACGGAAGCAAAGGUAAUGAUGUUGCAGACAGCAAAACAAAAAGAUCCUGUCGCAGCUGAAACCAUGCCCUGUGAGGACACCUCAAUAAAACCUAAGAUCGAGUUUUCCAAAGCAGAUAUAGCAGAUAUAUUGGAACGCUCCGCGACGACUGACGAGAUGAAGGUGUCCUGUCAGCAAUCCCUUCAAGUACCUGACGCUCUUCAGGAAAAGCUGGGAAGCUCCACAUCACUGGCUGAAUUGUUUAGGCAGUUGUUUGCAGAGCGAAUAGCACUGCGAUCCAUAAUAGAAGGACACGAAAACGAAAGGCUUUCCCUCGUCGACGAAGCCGCACGGAACAAAGUGAACGCGGAACGAUACCAGGAGUUGCUGACCACAAUGACAACCGAUUCAACUGCAACGAAUGAAAACUUUCUGAAGUUAGAAAAAGAAAUUGGGCAGCUUAAGAUGGAAAGAGAUGCCCUCUGUCGCCAUUGCAAGGUGUUGAAGAACACGGAAAGUUUCUUGCUGUGCCAGCUAGGACGGGAAAGAGCUCUGUCUGUGGUAAAGAACAAUGUCAUACUGGAACAGCUGGAGCGUCUUGAAAGCCAAGAGGAAAUAGCGAGUCACCGAGUGCGAUCUUUGCAAGAUGCCCUCGAGAAGACUUUACCGAAAGAGAUCUUUCAGUCGCUUCUUGAGCAGCAUACGAAGCUCUCCGCCAAAUUCAAAUAUUUGCUCGAUCAGUUUGACAGUUCGGAGUAUCUACCACUGAAGGACAAGGUAUCCACAAUGAAGGAAAUGGAUACAUGGAAUGAAAUUAAUUUUGACCCAGUUGAAGAUAGAGACAUUACGGACGACACAGAACUCAGCGCACAGUGUGCUCGUCUGGAGAAAGAGCUAUCUUUUUACAAAAGCAAACUUGAAAACACGACAGCGAUGGACAAAUCUACCGAAGCGGAAGUUGACUUAAUGAGGAACGAAAACCGCCGUCUCCGUGAGACGUUACACAUUGUUCAAAGUCAAGACGACGAUCACUUCAAAAGCGGUCAAGUACGCCAGCAGUUGCUAGAAUCACAGAUGGCCGAAGCGAUGAUGGUAAAAGAGGUCGAUAAUUUGAAAAACGUUCUCGAGAAGACGAAUGCGGAGUACUUCGCACUGCAGAAAAGAUAUCAAGACAAAGUCGACGAACUGCUGAAAACCAAAAUGAAAUCUCACGUACGGAUCCAGGAACUUACGAAGGUUCUGAAGGAAUUACGAUUCCAAUACAGUGGCUUCAUCCCCGUAGAAAGACAGGAGAAGUUAUUGAGCUUAUUAGCCAAGUUCAAAGUGACGAGAGGUGUGCCAGAUCAGUCCGUGGAGCGUUCGGCUUCCGCAGUUGCAGGAGGUUCAACACCUCAAGAAGCAUUGUCGUACUUUGAGAAGAGGGUAACCGAAUUAGAGGCAGAAAACUUGCAGCUGCAGCAAGAGGUUCAUUCCAAGCAGUUAGAAUUUGAAGAACGGGAAAUGGAGAUGGAAACGCUACGGAAAGAACUCGAAUAUAUUCGUGAAACGGCAGGUGCCAUCACUUGUCGCGAUGAAGUGAUGAGUACGUUAAGAGGUCAAAACGAGGAGUAUCUGGAAACGAAGAGAAAACUCAAAGCUCUGCAUCAGGAGCUCAUGGAAGCGAGGAAGAACGUCACGAUAGCCAACAAUUCCCUUCAAGUGAAAGACAAGGUCAUCGAAGAAUUGAGAUCAGUCUUGCCGACUAGAGACAUCAGCGAGCUCAGCGCUAGUGCAGAGUACUACAAGCUGAAACGCUCGAUCAAUAUAGCCAUGACUACAGUAGGUUCACUUCAGGCUUUACUGAAACAGAAGGAAAGUACGCUCUCCAGGUAUCGCGAGUGGGUGAGCAACCUUCGUGAAGAACUAGCCAAUGAAAAAAGGCGGUUCGCUGCCAAAAUAUAUGAAAUUCAGAACGAGCUUAUGGCGAAACGUGAAGAAUCAAUCCACAACUUGAAGGAAGAGGCAUCACAGCUGUGCUCUCCGAAGAAGAGCUCAUGUGUGGAAAAUGUUCACCAGCUGGACGAAAUACACAAGUUGGAGGUUGCUUUAGCAGCAAGAAGUCAAGUUGCUCUUCUUGCAGAAGAACAGCUACAGUGCCAAACCGAGGAAUUGAAUAGGUUACGAGCAGAAGUUGAGACAACGCGACAUGUACCCGUGGAUAACACGUACCCACAAAACGACCCGGAAUUUUCAUUGAAAUCUGCCCCUCCAGCACUGCAAAAAAUGUCAAAGACCACCAUGACGUCGUUUGAUGGUGCUAACGAUCAAGAAGCUGCCCUCGCAGCCGCGCUUCAAGCGGAGCUGUCUGAAACAAAAGCGGCACUUGGAGAGAGGGAUGCUGAGAUCCAGGACAUGAAAGAGAAGCUGGAGUCUGCACAGAUUAAAGCCAAACAAGCCCCAAGUACUGAUAUCAGUCACCUGGUACAAAGACUCAAAAAUCAAGUUGACGAAAAGGAAAAACAACUUCAGGCGUUAAGCAAGGCACUGAUUGAACUUAGAUCCGAAAUGAUGGCAGCGGUUGAAACCAGCCUUCUGCAACAGCCUUCUCGAAGUACGUAUCUCGACAAUGAAGAGGACGUCGCUACCUUGAAGGAGACGAUUAGCAAGUUAGAAGUAAAGCUAGCACACAUGAAAAGUGACAUGAGCGCCAUGUCUGAGAGAGAACAGUUUUUGAACGAUGAAGUCAGGCUCAUGAAAGAAGAAGCAGAUAAAAUACGACACCGAAUGGCGAAGACAGACGAAGAAAAUGAGCGACUGCACAAGAAGACGGAGAGACUUCGAAACAUGUUACAGAAGCAAGCGCAGCCAGAAGCACAGACAGAACGCGAGAAGACGGCUCAACUGCAGCGGGAACUUGUACUCCUACGGCAGCAGGUCAAGAAUGCUGCAGAGUCAGGCGGACUACGUGAGCAACAAGCAAAGAUUACGAACACUCGCACGGAAGUCGCUCGCUGGGAAGACGGGAAGAGAUGGAAAUUAAUCAACGACAAACUCAAACGUGAGCUUGAAGACGUAAGCCAAAAGUUGGAAAGAUCCGAGAGAGCCGUCCACCUACUGAGAGCGCAGGCGGAUCGCUUGGAACGGGACAAGAAUGCACUGGAGGCGAAGCUGACGAAACUACAAGCGAAACACUCAGAUUGCGGUGAAGACAGCGUGACAGUGAUAACUGCCCUCCAGAAAAGAAUCGCUGAAUUGGAGUCCGAGGUUCAAGGAUGUGAUGAAGCACCUGACAGCAAAAGGGCGCAGUUGAGGAUGCAAAACAAGGUCCUUAGGGAAAGAAUACGAAAGCUGGAGAAACAAGUUCUACAUAGGGAUCUUGCUAGAAAAGUAACGCGUUUAUCGCCGAAGCAAAAUGGUUCCACGCUGAAGGGCGAUUUAAUCACGGCCACUGAAGACGUGAAGUGGAGCGCCACAGAAAACAUCGAGGUAAUACGAAACGAAAAGAUAGAAACGAAAAGAAUAUCCCUCCUCGAAGUUAAGGCAGCACGCGGUGAUGCACAGCCCUCGCUCGUGGAGCUCGAAAAGUACAGGAACCAAGUAGCCAUUUUGCUCGUCACAGUGGACAGGCUACAAGAUGAGCUUGAUAGACUCACGAAAAAGGAUGACGCAGCAGAAACUGUAGAGCCUAAUCCUGCAUCGCCUGCGCCCUGAGGUCCCUUCUAUCAGAGCAGGACUGUUGCCACAGGGGACACCGAAGCAGCUUAUACAGUGUAGACAUGAGACACUAUCGACAGCCCAAUACUGGUUCCAUCAUUGAGCUCUGCGCAUAGUUUUAUUGUACGGCUGUUACGAAACAUCACAAAGGAAAGUAUAUUGUUAUGUACAAGUGGAAUCUCUCAUACAAAUAGUGGGAUACACUGUGUGUCCAGAUUAGUCUGUGACAAGUGUCCAGGACCAGGUACUACUGCUGUUAGGGGUCCACAGAGCGCGCUCAAGGCCUGUGUUCCGCACGUCUUUGCACCCGCUUUGAAUCACAAUCAAGGAGCGACAGCACAGCAAACUGUGACGUGUCACCACUGUGAAGCGGAGACCCCAUGCGCCUGCGUUUGUGAUCAUGUCACCGAUCUACGUUGCUCUUCGAAGGGCUUUGUUCAUACCAAAGUCUCGCUCUCUGUCCGACAGCGCACAGCUAAGUAUACAUGAGUGGUUCCACGUAUUGACGAACUAAGAAACCUUGCGAGGCUUCCCUACGGACAUUAAAGGCGGUUAAAACGGCCAGACCAAUUCGUCCGGCGUUUUCGCCACAUCGUCAGGUGCAUGAUGCCAUUAUGGGCCAUUAGAUAUGACAUCGUUAACAGGCGCUGAAUUGUUUGCUGUCAAGGAUGAAUCAGUGGUCUCAUUGAGCUUCGCGAUUAAUUUACUAUAUUUUGGGAUGUUUGUAUCGCACACUAAAUAAGCAAUCUACAAUCAACAGGAAGUUACCAAGCCUUUCACACAAACGAACCUUCACUGUUUCCGCAUCUUAUAUAUAUAUAUAUUCCAUAUCCCCACAU